UUAAAGAACGAUUACGGCUUGUUUGUAACGGAGAAGGGGAUAGUACGAUAUCUGCUUCACCACGCCCUCGACGUUCAAAUUUUCUCCGGCUCGAAGUCACAUAUCUCACUCUCCCUUCAGUUCAGACAGCUAUCAACACCCUAAUAGCAGUUUUCUUUUGUAGUCUGUAUCAAUAUUUUCAUCUUCAGAACAACCACAGUGCGCCCAAGUUGCUUCGCAUCUUCCCACCCGUUUCCGGACGUCGCACGAGAAGCCCAGAGAGUGCGAGAGGAUGUCCACGGCUGUUGUUGAUGGCAUCGAUCAGAAUGCUCUACAUACCACUUCUACAUCGCCUACAUCACAACCUUCCGCCGACGCGGUAACUCGCGACGCUAGUGCAGAACCAGCUCAUACGAACGGGGCCCCCGACCUUCCAGCAGUGCCGCAAGUGAAUGUGAACGGGGAACCAGUAAGAACUCCACGACCUUCAGGAACAUAUAGAUCUCCCGGAAAAUCCGACAAGACAACGUGGGGGGCGAAUUUUUGGGUGACAUUAGUGGACCCACAAACUAAUUCCACAUUCUUUGCGUGUCCUGCGACAGGACAAGUUAGUUGGGACCCACCAGUGGGGACGUUUGUUCUCCCUCCGAGCGAGGAAGGCGAGUGGUGGGAGCUAAGUGAUGAAUCGCGAGGAGGGAUACCAUACUAUUAUCAGACGAAGACUGGCGAAACAGUUUGGGAGCGCCCAGAUGGAUUCGUCAUUCCUCUGACUAUCAUCCAACAAACUGCCUUGGGCCGGCGACUAUCCCAGACUGGCAUGCGCAGCAAGGGUGCAACUGUUAAUGGCACCGACGCGCCCGAUCGAACAGCCUACCGGAAAUCUAGGUCGCAAACGAGUGGCAUGGAUACGCGCCGUGUUUCACUUCGAUCAAAUAAUUCGGAGACCCCAUUUCCACGGGUCUCGGUGUCUUCGGCACACCAUUCUCCAGGGAAAAUAUCACCUAGCAGUAGCGACACGGGUAUUAGUCCACGGAAGAAACAAUCAUCUCCCACAUCGAGACCGUCAGUCACAAACGAUCAACAUGGGCAAUUAAGUUCCUUGCGAGGUUGGAUGAGCGGAAACCAAUUGCCUCCCAUUCCCGGCUCCCCCUACCCUACAGAGCCCUCGACACCUAAUUCGCGCAAAUCAACAUCUCCGUCUCCUUCGGGUAGACUAAGUGCCAGACAGAAGAGUACAACCAAUGGAGCCGUCACUGAUACCGAAGACGGAUCACUUUCGCGAUCGCGAUCCAAGUCAUCUUCCUACGUACCGUAUAGGUCACCAGUUCCGCAGAGCCUAACUGCUGCCCUAGAAAUGAUUUCCUUGUCAGAAAAGCGUUCCACGUCUGACCAUGGACAUCCUCCUGCACUCCGCCCGGGCGCCGAGAAUAUGCCUCGGAAGAGCACAAGUAGUGCCACUCCUCCGACGGACAAGAGGGAGAAGCGUGAUAUUCCAUCGUCUCCGACAAAGAGUUCCCAUGGGCCUUUUUGGAUGGCGCGUAGUACGUCCACCCCUCCACCACCUAUGGUCAAUGGAAAGGCCAUAAGCAGGCCGGUUGUUAAUCAAGAGGCAACAUUGAGCAUGAGUCCUGUCAAGAACCGAGGUACCGGAAAACCGAUUUCCAUUGAGCCACGCUCUAUAUCUCAACACGCACCCACUACAACCUUAGCAUCAGGAAAAACAUACCCAGUUCUCCCUCAUGACCUCGCGUCGGAUAUUCAACAAUUCGUGGAAUCAGAAUAUGCCAAACGGUACUUCUCGAUACACCGCACCGGAUUCAUUUUUCGCCGCAAAAUUCCCGUCGCACAGAUGAUGGCGUGGCAAAAGGCACCACUAUCUUCUCCGCUCCUUACUCUUAACCGAACAUUGAAGCAGGAUGCGGUCAAAAUUUUCAAGGUCAUCCAGCACAUCAUGGGUGACCGCGAGCGUGACCGUCCUGCUGGAAUUCCUUUGUACAAUGGCUCAACCACCUCCCUUGCUUCGUGUGCUUCGCUUAGCCUUCUUGAAGAGGAAAGGUGGUUGAUUAGCGAAGGCCUUGCGCACGGGGAACUGCGAGACGAGAUAUACUGUCAACUGAUGAAACAGUUGACUGGGAAUCCCAGUGCCGAGAGCGUAUUCAAGGGGUGGCAGAUGCUUUGCGUCCUUCUGACUGCUUUCCCACCGUCCAAGAAUUUUGAGACAUACCUUCGUUCCUUUAUUCACCAGCACACUUCGCAUUCGGAAGGCCGCGUCGAUGUCAUCGCCAAAUAUUGUCUCAGACGAUUAACUGUCAUCUCGAAGAGAGGGCCACGUGGCAAACCUCCGUCAGCGGCAGAAAUCGAAACCGCUGCUGAUGCCGCCUUCAAUCCGUCUACGUUCGGGGAAACUUUGGAUGCAACCAUGCGUUUGCAAGAGCGGAACUACCCUAACGAGAAGAUCCCGAUUAUACUUCCCUUCCUUGCUGAUGGAAUCCUUGCGCUCGGCGGCACCAAAUGCGAGGGAAUUUUUCGUGUUCCCGGAGACAGUGACCUCGUUUCUGAGCUCAAGCUCAGAAUUGAUAGGGGCUAUUACACGCUCGAGAAUGUCGAUGAUCCUCACGUGCCUGCUUCGCUAUUGAAGCUAUGGCUCCGCGAACUAUGCGACCCCCUCGUCCCCGAGGAGCUUUAUAACGACUGCAUCAGUGCAGCACCUGAUCCGCCUGCUUGUGUCACUAUCGUGCGAAAGCUCCCGACCAUCAACAGAAGGGUGGUGCUAUUCGUCAUGAGCUUCCUACAGCUCUUCCUAGAAGAGAAGGUUUUGGCAAGCACCAAGAUGACAGCAGCAAAUAUGGCCCUCGUAUUGGCACCCAACCUACUGAGGUGCAGUUCUGAGUCUAUGACAGUAGUGUUUACGAAUGCGCAAUUCGAACAGAUGUUCGUGUACAACCUACUCAUGCAUCUGAAGUGCAACGAAGUCGAUGAAGACUACGUACCAGUCCAUGGACGAGGUGCAAGCCCGCCGACUUCGCCCAAGCCUCGUAUCUCCAAAUCUCGUAAUCGGCGAUGAAAUAGAUACCAAGUUCUACUCACUGGUCCUUCAUUCUGCAACAGCCCCAAACGGACUUCCUAAUGCAACCCAGAACCACUCAAACUGUACGAUAUUUGUUCAAUCGCUCCCUUUGGGUGGGAGAGCUCUUUCGUCACGACUUCAUACCAUUACGGUCGCCUCCAUGCACGCGACAUCAUUGGUCAGCAAAUGCUCCGUGUCUUUCUUCUUUAUUACCAUUACAUACAUCUUACAGCUAUUCUCUAUGUUCUGCGUUUACUUGCGGCUCACUGAUACCUACACAUUCAUUCGGAAUUGAUAUCUGAUAUGCACUUAUAUACACAUGAACAGUCAAUCCUUUCUUACUAUUUUUCUUUUCCAUAGUCGUUUUCUUCAAUCGACUGAUGUCAAUGACACUCCAACGAUGUGAUGAAC
Messenger RNA from Pisolithus orientalis, 3457 nucleotides. RefSeq lists its product as uncharacterized. Gene Ontology annotation, cellular component: cytoskeleton; cytoplasm. The coding region runs from base 272 to 3043 and encodes 923 amino acids. NCBI's taxonomy places the organism in Eukaryota, Fungi, Basidiomycota, Agaricomycetes, Boletales, Pisolithaceae. The record is from RefSeq and is a predicted model, not a curated record. The transcript is spliced from 7 exons. Gene Ontology annotation, molecular function: GTPase activator activity; protein binding. Gene Ontology annotation, biological process: signal transduction.